AUGGUUCAAAUUCUCUCCAUGGCCUCGAGCCUCCUUGCGCUGAGCGCAUUCGUCGCUGCUGCUCCAGCACCAGCACCAACCGCAGCACCAAACCCAGCUGAUGCUCUCGCUGCUAUCGAGAACCGUGCUGCCGCCUGUACCUUCUCCGGAGCUAAUGGUGCCGCCGCCGCUUCCAAGUCCAAGGCUUCCUGCGCAACCAUUGUCCUCAGCGCCCUCUCUGUCCCAUCCGGUACCACUCUUGACUUGACUGGCCUCAACUCGGGUACCCAGGUCAUCUUCGAGGGUACCACCACCUUCGGUUACGAAGAAUGGUCCGGUCCUCUCUUCUCUGUCUCCGGAACUGACAUCACUGUCAAGGGUGCUGCCGGCAGCACGCUUGAUGGUCAAGGAGCCAAGUACUGGGAUGGUAAGGGAACCAACGGUGGAAAGACCAAGCCAAAGUUCUUCUACGCCCACUCCUUGAAGGGCAAAUCCGUCAUCGAUGGUAUCAACAUCUUGAACUCUCCAGUUCAAGUCUUCUCCAUCAACGGUGCUUCCGGUCUUACUCUCUCCAACAUCCACAUUGACAACUCUGCCGGUACCUCCCUCGGACACAACACUGAUGCUUUCGAUGUUGGUUCCUCCAGCGACAUCACCAUCUCCGGUGCCAACGUUCAAAACCAAGAUGACUGUCUCGCUAUCAACUCCGGUACUGGUAUCACCUUCACCGGUGGAACCUGCUCCGGUGGUCACGGUCUCUCCAUCGGAUCUGUCGGUGGACGUUCCGACAACGUUGUCUCCGACAUCACCAUUGAAUCCUCCACUGUCAAGAACUCUGCCAACGGUGUCCGCAUCAAGACCGUUUCUGGUGCUACUGGAUCUGUCUCCGGCGUUACCUACAAGGACAUCACUCUCUCCGGCAUUACAUCCUACGGUGUUGUUGUUCAACAAGAUUACCAAAACGGUUCCCCAACCGGAAAGCCAACUGCCGGUGUCCCCAUUACCGAUGUUACUUUCUCCAACGUUAAGGGUACCGUCACUUCCAGUGGUACCAACGUCUACGUUCUUUGCGCCAAGUGCUCUGGAUGGACCUGGGACGUCAGCGUUUCCGGUGGUAAGACCUCCUCCAAGUGCGCUGGUCUCCCAUCUGGUGUCAAGUGUUAA
This is a messenger RNA of Botrytis byssoidea, 1143 nucleotides long. RefSeq lists its product as uncharacterized. The record is from RefSeq and is a predicted model, not a curated record. Gene Ontology annotation, biological process: pectin catabolic process. Gene Ontology annotation, cellular component: extracellular region. NCBI's taxonomy places the organism in Eukaryota, Fungi, Ascomycota, Leotiomycetes, Helotiales, Sclerotiniaceae. The coding region runs from base 1 to 1143 and encodes 380 amino acids. Gene Ontology annotation, molecular function: polygalacturonase activity. The transcript has a single exon.